CGGCCCCCCGGGGCGGCCGCCGGGAGAGAUGCUGCAAGAAACUUCUUAAAUGACCGCGUCCGGCCGGCCGUGGAGCGUUUCUGGGUUGGGGAGAGGAAAGGAAAGUGGAAAAAAACUGAGAACUUCCUGAUCUCUCUCGCUGUGAGACAUGUCUGAGACUCCUGCUCAGUGUAGCAUUAAGCAGGAACGGAUUUCAUAUACACCCCCCGAGAGCCCUGUGCCCAGUUACACUUCCUCGACGCCGCUUCAUGUGCCAGUGCCCCGAGCGCUCAGGAUGGAGGAAGACUCGAUCCGCCUGCCUGCGCACCUGCGCUUGCAGCCAAUGUACUGGAGCAGAGAUGACGUAGCCCAGUGGCUCAAGUGGGCUGAAAAUGAGUUUUCUCUAAGGCCAAUUGACAGCAACACGUUUGAGAUGAAUGGCAAAGCUCUCCUGCUCCUGACCAAAGAGGACUUUCGCUACCGGUCUCCUCAUUCAGGUGAUGUGCUCUAUGAACUCCUUCAGCAUAUUCUGAAGCAGAGGAAACCUCGGAUUCUUUUCUCACCGUUCUUCCACCCCGGAAACUCGAUACACACGCAGCCGGAAGUCAUCCUGCAUCAGAACCACGAAGAAGAUAACUGUGUCCAGAGGACCCCGAGGCCGUCGGUGGAGAAUGUACACCACAACCCUCCCACCAUUGAACUGUUGCACCGUUCCAGGUCACCCAUCACGACAAACCACCGGCCUUCUCCCGACCCCGAGCAGCGGCCCCUCCGGUCCCCCCUGGACAACAUGAUCCGCCGCCUCUCCCCGGCCGAGAGGGCCCAGGGACCGAGGCUCCACCAGGAGAACAACCACCAGGAGUCCUACCCCCUGUCAGUGUCUCCCAUGGAGAAUAAUCACUGCCCGCCACCCUCCGAGCCCCACCAGAAGCCCUCCAGCCCCCGGCAGGAGAGCACGCGGGUGAUUCAGCUGAUGCCCAGCCCCAUCAUGCACCCUCUGAUUCUGAACCCCCGGCACUCCGUGGAUUUCAAGCAGUCCCGGCUCUCCGAGGACGGGCUGCACCGGGAAGGGAAGCCCAUCAACCUCUCCCAUCGGGAAGACCUGGCGUACAUGAACCACAUCAUGGUCUCCGUCUCCCCGCCCGAGGAGCACGCCGUGCCCAUCGGGAGGAUAGCAGACUGUAGACUGCUUUGGGAUUACGUCUAUCAGUUGCUUUCUGACAGCCGGUACGAAAACUUCAUCCGAUGGGAGGACAAAGAAUCCAAAAUAUUCCGGAUAGUGGAUCCCAAUGGACUGGCUCGACUGUGGGGAAACCAUAAGAACAGAACAAACAUGACCUAUGAGAAAAUGUCCAGAGCCCUGCGCCACUACUACAAACUAAACAUUAUCAGGAAGGAGCCAGGACAAAGGCUUUUGUUCAGGUUUAUGAAAACCCCGGAUGAAAUCAUGAGUGGCCGAACAGAUCGUCUGGAGCAUCUUGAGUCCCAGGAGCUGGAUGAGCAAAUAUACCAAGAAGACGAGUGUUGAAGGAACCAGCCCCCGGCUCAGCGGGCCGGUAGCCAAGGGCGCCCUGCCCGCCAGGAUGGCUGGGGCGUGAUGGAGAGGAAGGGAAGAGACCCGGACAUGGCAGUGACACUUCUCUCGCCCAGCGUGAGGGACCCCGGAGCACCUUAGACAAACCACUCAGCAAAGGCGGCGCUGGAAUUCUGGCCAAGGGCAC
Physeter macrocephalus (sperm whale) is the source of this 1700-nucleotide messenger RNA. It is a transcript of the gene ETV6, whose product is annotated as ETS variant transcription factor 6. The coding region runs from base 149 to 1507 and encodes 452 amino acids. Gene Ontology annotation, cellular component: nucleus. Gene Ontology annotation, biological process: cell differentiation; regulation of transcription by RNA polymerase II. Gene Ontology annotation, molecular function: DNA-binding transcription factor activity, RNA polymerase II-specific; sequence-specific DNA binding. The record is from RefSeq and is a predicted model, not a curated record. The transcript is spliced from 8 exons. NCBI's taxonomy places the organism in Eukaryota, Metazoa, Chordata, Mammalia, Artiodactyla, Physeteridae.